Trichoderma harzianum CBS 226.95 is the source of this 1476-nucleotide messenger RNA. RefSeq lists its product as hypothetical. Bases 1 to 1476 code for a protein of 491 amino acids. Gene Ontology annotation, molecular function: zinc ion binding; DNA-binding transcription factor activity, RNA polymerase II-specific. The transcript has 3 exons. Gene Ontology annotation, biological process: regulation of DNA-templated transcription. NCBI's taxonomy places the organism in Eukaryota, Fungi, Ascomycota, Sordariomycetes, Hypocreales, Hypocreaceae. The record is from RefSeq and is a predicted model, not a curated record.
AUGGCUCCUGGCAUUUACGUAGUUAGCGUCGCAGCGAAUGUCUGCUCUAGGUGCCGGCUUCAUAAGCAACGAUGCAACCGGGCUCUUCCUAGAUGCUCUCGAUGUACUCUAAAGCUGAGACACUGCGACUACAGCCUCUCUUCUAGCAGUUCCCAUGCUCCACAGCAAGAUGUGCUUAGAAGCGAGCCAUUGGUUAUUUCCGAAUGCCAUGGCUUUUUUGAUCUAUCUUCUCGCGGAGAGCAGGAAUUCGUGCAAUUAAUUUCGAACUGGGCAACAAAUUUUGACAAAAAUUUGGAUUAUUUUACACAACUGACAAACGAUAUUCUACAAGAAAGCGGGAUAGAAUUAUCCGGCCUUAUAGACAGAUUUUCCACUUCUAUCCACCGCUGGUUUCCCGUUAUCGAUAUUGAACGGCUGCGGAAGAACGCUCAGACGCUUCAAGAACUUCCCGCAAUAGAUGCAACAACACCUCUACUCGUUCUAACAUUGUUACUAUUUGACCUUCUCCAACGUUGCGAACUCGGAACUUCCGCAGGCCCCAAAAAGCUAUACAGUGCUUCAAAGAAGUUAACCGUGGCUCUGAUUUCUUUAAACGAGAAGACGGAUGCGCGAUUGGUCGAAAUUCAGGCUCUAAUUGCGCUAUACGAGUGUAGCCAGGGGAUGGUAUACAAAGCACAACUUACACUCAGUUCUGCCCUUACUAUGGUGGCAUUAUCAGACUCUUAUACACCUGAGACCGAUAUUCCAUUACAGACUAGAGUGUCGCUUCUUAUCCUAGAUCGUCCUUUUAGCAAAGGAAUUGAGCGUUAUAUUCGACGGCAUUUUAUUGGAGAGGCCGCAUCGUUUGGUGUCUCUCCCUCUCAACAACUUUAUACUAUGGCUCAAAUUGCCUUAGCAACUGGUCGGGUUCUGCACCACGUUUAUUGUUCACAUCAUGGAUAUGAAGUUGACGAAAGUUAUAACUCUGUAGACCAUGCUAUACAAGCAUUGGUGACCGCGCUGAUGGCAUCGAAAGACAGUCAUUCCAUGUAUCUUUGCGACAUUAUUUCUCUAGCUAUAUGUUCUCUCAUUGUCCUUCGGCAAAGUCAUGCAAAACAACAAAGUUUUAUGCUUAGCCCAUUGGAUAACUUGGCACUACAAACUUCUUGUCAAAUGAUAUGGGAUACUGCGAAAAUCUCUUUCCAUGCCAUUAGAGGCAUCGAUGUAUCCCGUGUUUCAUUUAUUGGAAUGUUCUGCCAAUUGCGAGGUGUUCACGCAGCUAUUGAUGUUUCUCACAAUUAUACGCCUCGUGAUGGUAUGGAGGAUAUGCUAUUCACAAUGGAAAACUUUUUCAGAAGAUGGACCAUAGGAGGUAAGUUAGUCUCGAGGAACAUCACUUACCAGUUAGUUAAAUCUGACUGUACAGCGGGCCUGUUGAAAAGUAUCCAGAAUGGUAUUUACGGAAUAAGGGAGACAGCGCCGUUACCAGCACAUUAG